UGGUGGGCGGGGCGUGCCUCAGGGACGUUACAACUCGCCGAGGUUGGCGGCGGCGCCAUUUUGAACUGGCUGAGGAUCGGGGGCGGUGGUGGCUGGAGGGAGCUCCGCGUUCCCCGAGAAAGCCAGCGAGGAGGGAGCGAGUUCUGAAUAUGGCAGCGAACAGGAAUUUAAAACAAGUGCGGAUCGAGAAUAGCUCCCCAGCGGCGCCGCUGGGCAUGGUGGGGGGCGGUGGUGGCGGCAGCGGCAACCUGAAGGGAUUGCGGGGCCUAGAAACAGAGAGUGAGGCAGCGGCGGCCAUGGCGCUAGUGCCGAGCAAAGAAGGUGGAGAUGAAGAGCAGGAGGUUGGGUUUACCAUCGACAUCAAAAGCUUCCUCAAACCUGGCGAGAAGAGCUACACGCAACGGUGCAGGCUGUUCGUGGGGAAUCUGCCUACCGAUAUCACAGAGGAAGAUUUCAAGCGCCUCUUCGAACGCUAUGGGGAGCCUAGCGAGGUCUUCAUCAACCGGGACCGUGGCUUUGGCUUCAUUCGCCUGGAAUCUAGGACACUGGCUGAAAUAGCAAAGGCCGAGCUUGAUGGUACUAUUUUGAAGAGCAGACCACUUCGAAUUCGAUUUGCUACACAUGGAGCUGCCCUAACCGUCAAGAAUCUGUCACCUGUGGUUUCUAAUGAGCUGCUGGAACAAGCAUUCUCCCAAUUUGGGCCAGUGGAAAGAGCUGUUGUUGUAGUAGAUGAUCGUGGCAGAGCUACAGGAAAAGGUUUCGUAGAGUUUGCAGCAAAACCUCCAGCGCGAAAAGCUCUAGAAAGAUGCAGUGAUGGGGCAUUCUUGCUAACAACAACACCUCGACCUGUUGUUGUAGAGCCAAUGGAGCAAUUUGAUGAUGAAGAUGGGCUCCCAGAGAAGUUAAUGCAAAAAACACAACAGUAUCACAAGGAAAGAGAACAGCCUCCACGUUUUGCUCAGCCUGGAACAUUUGAGUUUGAGUAUGCUUCACGGUGGAAGGCUCUUGAUGAGAUGGAAAAGCAACAGCGUGAACAGGUUGACAGGAACAUUAGAGAAGCCAAAGAGAAACUAGAGGCAGAAAUGGAAGCAGCUAGACAUGAGCAUCAGCUAAUGCUGAUGAGGCAAGAUCUCAUGCGACGUCAAGAAGAAUUGAGGCGUUUGGAAGAACUUCGAAAUCAAGAACUUCAAAAACGCAAGCAGAUCCAACUGAGACAUGAGGAAGAACAUCGACGUCGUGAAGAAGAGAUGAUGCGGCAGAGAGAACAGGAGGAAUUACGACGACAGCAGGAGGGAGGAUUCAAACCAAAUUUCAUGGACAAUGUUCUCUUUAACGUUUCCUGAUGAUGUGAAAAGAUAAAACUUUAUCAGGGGGUUGUAAUACUAAACUUGAUGGAAGUGGGUUAAAGGAAAUGAUCAUAUGUCAGAGACACAGUAAAAACAAAAAACAGUUAUUCAUAUGAUUUGGCAAGUCAUUGCAUACCUCUCCAUAUGUGUUCUGCUAGUACAUGAAUAUCACGUAUAUAUUCUUAACCUAAUAUGUUGCUGAAAAGAUUUAUGGCUCUUCCUGAGGGGAAGAAAGAAAACUUUGGUCUGGGUUAAUUUAAUAUUAAAAUUUCUUUUGUAUAAAUUAGUUGACAGUAAUUGACAGAAUGCAUGACAAAAUAAUGAAUGGGUACCUUUUCUUGACUCACAGGUGUGUAGAAAUACUAAUACGGAAAAGUGGAUAAGUACUCUUCAUGUAUUUACAGAUAGGGGAGGUAGUAAUGUGGAAAAGAAUGAAGAUGUGGUUUGACCUCAUCUUUCAGAAUCUCUUCUAAAAAUCUGGAAGCUGCCAUAGGAUUAAAACCCUCCAGUAUGACUUGAUAAACUUAUCUAGGUAAAACCCAUCUAAAAUUCUUAAAUAUUCUUUCAGAGUUCUGCUAUAAAUGAAACUAUUUUAAUGUAAAAAUGCAAAUAAUACAUGCUUUAGUAGGCAAAAGAAGUCUAAAAGCCUGUGUUUCAUUAAGAUCAGUUGAACAGUAAUGUAAUUGGGGAAUUACCUAUAUUUUCUAAUUUUUUUUUGGUCUACAUAAAGGAACAGAGGCGGGACAUUUAAUGACAUGCAGGGAAAGGCUAAGUAUAUGAGUCAAAUUGUGCUGAGAAAGAGCUGCAGCUCAAAUAUGUAUAACUUAGUGUUCCAAUAGAGGCUUCCAUUAGAGGCCUUCUGCCAAGAUUCGAGAGCUCCUGGAUAAAUGUAAUUGCUGGCAAAAACAUGGUUCUGCACUAAUUGCAGGAAAAUGAGAUCUUUGCCUUGAUUGUGACA
This is a messenger RNA of Pezoporus occidentalis (night parrot), 2304 nucleotides long. RefSeq names its product paraspeckle component 1 (gene PSPC1). Gene Ontology annotation, biological process: regulation of DNA-templated transcription. Bases 150 to 1343 code for a protein of 397 amino acids. The transcript is spliced from 7 exons. Gene Ontology annotation, molecular function: RNA binding. Lineage: Eukaryota; Metazoa; Chordata; Aves; Psittaciformes; Psittacidae. Gene Ontology annotation, cellular component: nucleus. The record is from RefSeq and is a predicted model, not a curated record.